UCUUUUCUCUCCUUUGCUUCUUCAUUACAACACUGCCAAACCUAGCAAAAACCCCGAAAAAAAUGGCUUCGAAGCUUCUGGCUUCCACUCUCCGCCAAACCCUAACCCCCAAACCCACAUCAACCGCCUCUCACCUGGCCCGCGCACUCUCCACCGCCGCCGCUGUUGCAGAACCCUACGAAGACGCAGAUGGAAUUUCAAUGAAAGGCGUCAAAAUCUCCGGAAGGCCUCUGUACCUGGACAUGCAGGCCACGUCGCCGGUGGACCCCAGGGUCGUCGACGCCAUGCUCCCCUACUACCUCACCCGCUACGGCAACCCCCACUCCCGGACCCACAUGUACGGCUGGGAGUCCGACUCCGCCGUCGAAACCGCCCGCGCCCAGAUCGCCGAUUUAAUCGGCUCCUCCCCAAAAGAAAUUGUCUUCACCUCCGGCGCCACCGAGUGCAACAACAUAUCCGUCAAGGGCGUCAUGCAUUUCUACAAGGACAAGAAGCGCCACGUCAUCACCACCCAGACCGAGCACAAGUGCGUUCUCGAUUCGUGCCGUCAUCUUCAGCAGGAAGGUUUUGAUAUCACCUACCUUCCAGUGAAGUCCGAUGGGCUUAUAGACCUCGACGAGCUUCGCGCUGCGAUUCGGCCCGAUACCGGGCUCGUAUCGGUCAUGGCGGUGAACAAUGAGAUUGGGGUUAUUCAGCCGAUGGAGGAAAUUGGGGAAAUUUGCAAGGAAUUCAAAAUUCCUUUCCAUACCGACGCUGCUCAGGCCCUUGGGAAGAUCCCAAUCGAAGUGGACAAAUGGAAUGUGAGUUUGAUGUCGCUUUCCGGGCACAAGGUUUAUGGGCCGAAAGGGGUUGGAGCUCUGUAUAUGAGGCGGCGGCCGAGAAUUCGGGUCGAGCCCCAAAUGAAUGGAGGUGGGCAAGAGAGGGGGAUUCGAAGUGGCACCGUGCCCACGCCAUUGGUUGUAGGGUUUGGUGCGGCUUGUGAGAUUGCGAAGAAGGAGAUGGAGUAUGAUCAGAAGAGGAUAACAGAGUUGCAGGAACGAAUGCUGAAUGGGAUUAGGGAAAAGCUUGAUUUUGUUGUGGUGAAUGGUAGCACCGAGAGACGGUAUCCUGGGAAUUUGAAUCUGUCGUUUGCUUACGUGGAAGGGGAGAGCUUGUUAAUGGGGUUGAAGGAGGUGGCCGUGUCGAGUGGGAGUGCCUGUACUAGUGCGAGUUUGGAGCCUUCGUAUGUGUUGAGGGCUUUGGGGGUGGAUGAGGACAUGGCUCAUACCUCGAUUCGGUUCGGGAUUGGACGGUUCACCACGGAGGCAGAGAUUGACCGGGCAGUUCAGCUGACGGUGCUGCAGGUGCAGAAGUUGAGGGAUAUGAGCCCGCUUUAUGAGAUGGUGAAGGAUGGAAUUGAUAUUAAGAAUAUUCAGUGGUCACAGCAUUGAGGAUUUUGUGAGAGGCAGUGGGUGAAGCAGUAAGUAUAGAUAUGCACUCGUGAGCUGCAGCUGAUGGAGGAGAUGGAGAAUUCGAGGUUCAUUUUGCUAUCCUUGGUGUAAAUGCCUUUGACAACUCUCCAUAGUUACUCUAUAACGAAAUUUUGCAAACACGGUAGUUGUUUUCAGUAUUUGCCUGGCGCUGUUGUGUAUCCUUGGCAUUUUAUAUGGGCUAGAUAGAUGUUGACGAUACAUUUCUAUGUCUGAUAUGUUAUUUUCUUUCUUUGUUUUUUGUAUCAUGUUGAAUAAAUUAUAUUGCAUUACAGAAAAUAUUCAAUGCGUUAUAUGAUGCAUGUGGUGAAUGAGUAAUGUUUGAAUA
Messenger RNA from Prunus dulcis (almond), 1797 nucleotides. Its product is annotated as cysteine desulfurase, mitochondrial. Gene Ontology annotation, biological process: [2Fe-2S] cluster assembly. Lineage: Eukaryota; Viridiplantae; Streptophyta; Magnoliopsida; Rosales; Rosaceae. Bases 63 to 1430 code for a protein of 455 amino acids. The transcript has a single exon. Gene Ontology annotation, cellular component: mitochondrion; cytosol. Gene Ontology annotation, molecular function: pyridoxal phosphate binding; cysteine desulfurase activity. The record is from RefSeq and is a predicted model, not a curated record.